GGCAUCCUGGAAUCAUUUUAGGCAACAAAAACUGCAGUAAAAGGGGGGGAAAAUGAAAAUGGAGAGAUUCUGCAUUCUGUUGUUAGCUUGUCUGGUGGCUUCUGCUGCUGCCCAAAGCGCUUCCAAUGUGAGAGCUACUUACCAUUUAUAUAACCCUGAGCAGAAUAACUGGGACUUGACCGCUGUAAGUGCUUUCUGCGCCACCUGGGAUGCCAAUAAGCCUCUGGAAUGGCGCCGCAAAUAUGGAUGGACGGCCUUUUGUGGUCCAGCUGGUCCUCGAGGGCAAGCUGCUUGCGGCAGGUGCUUAAGGGUCACGAACACCGGGACCGGAGCUCAGGCAACGGUGAGAAUCGUUGAUCAGUGCAGCAACGGAGGCCUAGAUUUGGAUGUCAAUGUGUUUAGACAACUUGACACAAAUGGGAACGGCAUUGCACAAGGCCACCUAAUUGUGAACUAUGACUUUGUGGAUUGUGGUGACUAAAAGCCCUUUGCCCUGUUCUCCCAAGCAAUUUUUAAGUUACAAUAAGAGUUUCCAGUGCCUCAUGAAUAAAUUAUCUCUAAGAAAAUAAAGUUGCUACUUGUAAACUCUAUAAUGAUACAUAUAUAUUGUUGUGAAGAGAAGGGAGAUAUGAUUAUGAACAAAUUUUUCUACUAUGCAUCAGGCAUCAGCU
Molecule: messenger RNA, 671 nt
Organism: Theobroma cacao (cacao)
Lineage: Eukaryota; Viridiplantae; Streptophyta; Magnoliopsida; Malvales; Malvaceae
Product: pathogenesis-related protein PR-4-like
Biological process (GO): defense response to bacterium; defense response to fungus
Molecular function (GO): RNA nuclease activity
Source: RefSeq, a predicted model, not a curated record